AUGUCGCAUAGAUUCGCUGAAAUUAUAUCAAAAGUAGCUAUUCCAUUAGGUAUAACGGUUACCUUAGGGCAAUCGGCACUUUACGAUGUCGAAGGUGGUAAAAGAGCUGUUAUUUUCGAUAGAUUAAAUGGUGUUCAACAACAAGUUAUUGGGGAAGGAACCCACUUUUUAAUCCCAUGGUUACAGAAAGCCAUUAUUUAUGAUGUGAAAACGAAACCGAAGACCAUUGCAACUACUACUGGAUCAAAGGAUUUACAGAAUGUUUCAUUAACUUUGAGAGUACUCCAUAGACCUGAAGUGUUGAAAUUACCGGUCAUCUAUCAAUCGUUAGGUUUAGAUUACGAUGAAAGGGUUUUACCAGCCAUUGGUAAUGAAGUUUUGAAAUCGAUUGUUGCGCAAUUCGAUGCUGCAGAAUUGAUCACGCAAAGAGAAGUGGUGUCUGCUAGAAUUAGACAAGAAUUGUCCCGUAGAGCUAACGAAUUUAAUAUCCAAUUGGAAGAUGUUUCCAUCACUCAUAUGACUUUUGGUAGGGAAUUUACCAAAGCGGUUGAACAAAAGCAAAUCGCUCAACAAGAUGCAGAAAGAGCGAAAUACUUGGUUGAAAAGGCAGAACAAGAAAAGAAGGCUAACAUUAUUAGAGCUGAAGGUGAAGCCGAAAGUGCUGAAACCGUGUCUAAGGCGUUGGCUAAGGCUGGUGACGGUUUAUUGAUGAUCAGAAGAUUAGAAGCCUCUAAAGAUAUUGCUGCUACUUUAGCUAAUUCGCCAAAUGUUUCUUACUUGCCAAGUGGUGGUAAGGGCGGUGACAAUGACUCUAAAAAUUCUUUAUUGUUAAAUGUUGGUCGUUAA
Molecule: messenger RNA, 846 nt
Organism: Debaryomyces hansenii CBS767
Lineage: Eukaryota; Fungi; Ascomycota; Pichiomycetes; Serinales; Debaryomycetaceae
Product: prohibitin subunit
Exons: 1
Coding region: 1-846 (281 amino acids)
Biological process (GO): mitochondrion organization
Cellular component (GO): mitochondrion; membrane
Source: RefSeq, a predicted model, not a curated record